Messenger RNA from Pleurotus ostreatus (oyster mushroom), 1176 nucleotides. RefSeq lists its product as uncharacterized. Bases 1 to 1176 code for a protein of 391 amino acids. NCBI's taxonomy places the organism in Eukaryota, Fungi, Basidiomycota, Agaricomycetes, Agaricales, Pleurotaceae. The transcript has 5 exons. The record is from RefSeq and is a predicted model, not a curated record.
AUGGCCUGCCCAGCCAGAGUGGCCGAUGCAGGACAGGAAAAUAUAGAGACGGUGCAUGAGCCGAAGCCCAUACAAGCCGAAGGCAUCCCCUCUACACAGCAUCGACUACUCUAUCGCGGUGCCCUUUCUUUACCAGAUUCUCAUUUGCUCCUCGACGGGUUGACAUUCUUUGCUACGACCUCCCAGUCUCCUGAAAAGGCUCUGCUGGAGAAUCCCCUUGCCCUUGCUCUGGAGAGCAUGCGUGGCCGACCAAGCCUACGAUUCCUGGGUCUCGUUGUGUUGAAAGAUUUAUACAUGGAUUACAGCGGGAACAUCUCAGUCGACAUCCAUCCACAAGCGUUGCUAUCGCAAGUCUACUUUGAGAACGUCUUUUGUUUGAAACCACAGAGCGAACGGGGAGUUAAAGUUGCCUUAGGCGAUACCGAUGGUCCCGAGACGACCCAGAUAGUCAUAUAUGCCCGCCGCGAUGGACAUGCUAUUAACCUGUGUGUUGGAAGAAUUAGCACCGCACCCCCGCCACCAUCAGUUCCACGUCUGCCGCGCCCAGAUGACCCGAUACCCCGCGUCCCUCCUUUGCAUCUAGGUAAACACCCCCGGGUCCGGGAACUGAAGAGGGCACAUACUUCUGUAGAACUUGGCAGCAAAGGCGGCAAACGUCAAAAGAUUCUCGAUACCGAUACGACUUUCAAGGUCCCAACGAUCCUAAGCCGGGGCAGUGGUAUCCCGCAGACGAAGGCGAAAGGAAAGACAAAGGAGAAAGGGGACGAAGCGCACGAGGACGUUUUCGGGACACUGAAUGCGCAAACGAAAGGAAAGCGCAAGCAAACCGAAAAGUCGAGCCUUCAAAUCGAUCCGGAAAUCGAACAGGGCAACAAACUGCUUGUCAAGCAAAUGACCGUCCAGUACCUCACAUUAGGUCUUCCUGCACCGCCUCCUGGCUCUCCUCUCAUCGACGCUUGUGGAGCAUGUCCUCCCGUAUCAAAGACGCACCCCGAAUACAAAGAUAUCUUAGGAUGGAUAUAUCGGGGCGUCUCAUAUGCAUUGAGAACCAAGAUCAAGUCUACGCCCCUGGAUCCUCAGGUCGUAGACAAGUUGGUUCGCGCGCACGUCCAGAUGUACGCAAGUGCAGUGCCUCCAAUCAACGGUCUCGCAAUGGUAGAGAGGGAAGACGUCUAG